AUGUCACGGAUCAGUGAACUGACGCAACUGUGUGAACCUCCACGAUCCGUCUGCUGUAUGGCUGCACUGUUUUGCUAUUCAGACACAGUUUUUCUCGGGGGCAGAAUCGUUACACACGUACGACUCCAACACAGAAUUUACAGUAGGUUUGCCCGUCCAGCUAAUUUACCACGCAAACAUGUCGUAACAAAUACUUGAAAUAGGUCUACCGGCUACCAGGCUUUCAAGGGACGCCAACUGUGCUUGUACACUGCAACCUCGACAUGGCACCGGGAAAGAUAUUGGUGAGUGGAUGGUUUGCAUUUGUGAUCAUAUUACUGGUGGUUUUCACGGCCUUAAACCGCGGAUCUCCGAAAAGCAGUGUUCAGUAUCUGAGACCUCCGUCGCCCAGACGCCACAUGGCUUUCCCGAACCGCUCUGCGUCUACUGGUGCCACGAAUGUGGUGAAAGACACCGAUUUGAACGUGACAAAAAACCAUACCCUCACUCUUACCAUCCGCAUGACAAGCACACCAAAGUUUGCACGGCGUCUGUUUUGUGACCUCUUGCGAUCUGCUGUGCUGUUCUGGUCACCAAAGCUUGGGCCCAUCAGUCUGAUAAUGGACGAGGAAUCCAAAAACGAUCGUAAGUUUGCUGCCAGGCUGGUUCAGCGGGAACACGAACUUGGCUUUAAGUUUAACUUCUUGUACGAGCCUCUCCCUCAAGACCAUAAGACCGUACUGAAAUCGCGUCUAGGCCUCGGCUAUGGUCGGCAGCUGUGGAGCAGUUUCAUGAUGGAUCUGUUCAUCGACGCCUCCAUCAUUGCUUGGAUUGACACAGACGGUGUAUUCACGACGCCUGUCACCCCCGAAAACAUCGUCAACGGACAACGACUACGGGUGGUGAGCAUCACGCAAGACUGGAAAAGACUACAUGAUCUCAGUUGGUUCCAAACAACAGAACGUGCGAUUGGCAAGCAGAUGGUGGCGGACUUCAUGACAUACUUUCCUGUCUAUAUUUGGCGAGAUACCAUCAUUAAUUGCAGGAACCACAUAUCACGGCAUAUGAAUGUAACUCGCUUCGAGGACGCUUUUCGAAAUCUUUAUAAUCUCAGCCCUGUCAACGUCAUCAUGAACUACGCCUUCUACUUUGAGCAUGAUCGUUAUGACUGGCAUUUAGAUGUUAACAAUGAUUUGAAAUCAUACAACAAGGAUCAUGUCCCUCCUGGUUUCGAAAUCAAACCCAGUGAGACUGUACCAGAUGUUCAGGUUUCCAUACACGAAGGGUACUACAACAAGCUUCCCAACCCGUUGCUACAGGGAUACUGCGUCGCCAAGCGGUACGUUGGCACCCUGCCUGCCUUCUGCAAACCCUUCGAAAAUGUCACCAACUUUCAUUUGUUUGAGUUCUGCUGGGUAGUAAAGAAAUUCACUCAGGAACACCUUAGUACGUGGUGUGCGUCUCCCGAGGGCCACAGAGACUGCGCUCAACGUAUUGAAGCGCAUUAUGCAAAUGUCGUGAAAUAUUACAACUUGGGUUGGUUUGAUCUAGACUUGCGCCGAGUCGCUGCUGUUGAGAAAAUAGCGGCACAGGAAAAAUGUCAAUGUCAAAAAGUAUUUGACUUAGAUUGAAGUCAUUUUCAGAACAACUGGUGUUAUGUUGUUCAAUAAGGAUUCGCUCUAUUACAUUAUAAGAUCCGAUAUAUCUGGCUCUGAAAACAGUAUAGAGUAACGUUUUAUAGAAAUCCAAAACUGCACACAAAAAAGCUUCAUAAUAGGUUUACUCUAGAGAUCACCUUGUCAAAGUGUUUCAACUUUUAUGGAUGAAAUGGAAGCAAUUCUUGAGAAAAUUUCUUCAGAAAACAAAACGUGUUAUUUGCUUUGGGAUUUUAAAAUAACGAUCUGAGAUUUGAAGCUCACAAUCAAGCACUCAAGCUACUAAGUUUGCUGUACUCUUUUACUUGUCGUCCACUAAUUGAUAAACCAACUCGGAUUACAUCCAGUACUGCAACCCUGAUCGAUAAUGUUUUCACAAAUGAUAUUGCUUUACAUAAAUCAGAAAUAAUAUUAUCAGAUGUAAGUGAUCGCUUGCCUAUUAUUACAUUUGGCCCAUGUAUUACAAAGAAAAUGAAUACAACUACAUCAUAAUAUUGGAAAAGGAACACAUCUGAGCAGAAUAUUCGAGCCUUUAUAAGACAAGCUGAAUCAGGUGACUGGAAAUCGGUUGUCACUGCAAAUGACGCUAACGACUGUUACUCCUAAUUUAUAAUAUACAUAUAUGACAUUAUGUGUUCCAUAGACCUACGACAAAUUA
Acanthaster planci (crown-of-thorns starfish) is the source of this 2292-nucleotide messenger RNA. RefSeq lists its product as uncharacterized. The record is from RefSeq and is a predicted model, not a curated record. NCBI's taxonomy places the organism in Eukaryota, Metazoa, Echinodermata, Asteroidea, Valvatida, Acanthasteridae.